AUGUGGAACAGCCUCCCUUUUGAUCUUCUUGCUAAUAUCUUCUCCUUCCUCUCUCCGGACUCCUUGGCAUGUGCCAAGACAGCAUGUCGGUAUUGGUACACGUGUGCCAAUUCAUGCCCAUUGAGCACGACUUCAUCAUUGGUCCGGCACCACCAAGCAUGGUUUGUAGCUCUGCCCACACGCAGCCUUGGGCUACAUUGUUAUCUUCACAAUCCGAAUAGCGACAAGUGGCAUGUGUUAUCUCUCGCAUUUCAACCUGACCCGCUCCGGCCCAUCGCCUCCGUAGGUAGCCUAAUUCUUUCAAGAUCCACAAAUUCUACAACUCUCCGAUUAGCUAUAUGCAACCCUUUCACUAAGGAAUUUAGAUCCCUUCCAACGCUAAACAUUGAAAGGACGAAUCCUGCUGUUGGCGUUGUGAUCUUAGGCCCAACCCAACAUAGCCCAUUUUUACAUUUUCGGGUCUACGUAGCAGGAGGGAUGUCGGAGGCUCCACGUGGUGCUUCCACGUACGAACCCACGUUGGAAAUGUACGAUUCGAAGGUUGAAACGUGGAAAGUUGUGGGGUCAAUGCCAGUGGAAUUGGCGGUGAGGCUGACAGUCUGGAGCCCCAAUGAGAGUGUGUAUUCUAAUGGGGUGCUAUAUUGGAUGACCUCGGCCCGAGUUUAUAGCAUAAUGGGCUUUGAGAUAGGGUCCAAUAAAUGGCAAGGUUUGAGUGUGCAUAUGGCAGACAAGCUUGAAUUUGCCACAUUAGCUCAGCUCAACGGGAGGUUGACGCUCGUUGGCGGCACUUGUGGUGGCGACGCCUGUGUGUGGGAGCUGGAUGACAGACACGUGUGGUGUUUAAAAGAGAAGAUGCCGGUUGAAUUGAGGUUGAAGCUUUUAGAGGGCAAGGCAAGUUGGGGUACGACUAAGUGUGUAAGGGGUGAUGGGGCUAUUUGUUUGUAUAGGGACCUUGGGUCAGGAAUGGUGGUGUGGAGAGAAGUUGGUGAGAAAGGUAGAUGGGAAUGGUUUUGGGUUAAGGGGUGUUGUUCAAUAAAAGGCAAACCAGUACAAAACAUGCCGAUUAAAGGUGUGCUUAUUCAUCCCAAUCUUGCUCCAUCAUAUCCAUAG
This is a messenger RNA of Dovyalis caffra, 1110 nucleotides long. The record is from the annotation of a GenBank genome assembly. Lineage: Eukaryota; Viridiplantae; Streptophyta; Magnoliopsida; Malpighiales; Salicaceae.